CUCAGGCCGUCAAGACAGACAGGGAAAAAUGGUGCAGCGGCUCGUAUACCGCUCACGCCAUUCCUAUGCCACGAAAUCAAACCAAAACCGUGUUGUCAAAACACCUGGUGGGAAGCUAGUGUUUCAAUCCACAAAGAAGAGGGCUAGUGGACCCAAGUGUCCUGUAACGGGAAAGCGGAUCCAAGGGAUUCCCCACUUGAGGCCUGCUGAGUACAAGAGGUCUAGAUUAUCCAGGAACAGAAGAACUGUUAACCGUGCUUAUGGUGGAGUCCUAUCAGGCAGUGCUGUCCGGGAAAGGAUUAUUAGAGCAUUCUUGGUGGAAGAGCAGAAGAUUGUGAAAAAAGUGCUGAAGAUUCAGAAAAUCAAGGAAAAGCAGGCUGCAAAGAGCUGAGAAAUACACCUCACGAAUUUAAGUCUUGUGUUUUGGUGUAGAAGUUUUGGAUACUGGUAAAAGAAUCAUGACAUGAUGUACUCUACGGGGUUUUGAAUAUUUGGCUUUGUUCACUCACUAUUGAGAGAUUUGAUAUGUUUUCCUUCGGUUUGUUAAAGUUGCAGUUUACUUCCCAGUCUUUAUUAAAACAAGCAUAUUUAAUUAUUAAUAUCGAUAAUUUUUUUUACCAUCAUAUUGAUAAAUUUAUUAGAAACAGGACGGUCAUUACAAAU
Messenger RNA from Cuscuta epithymum, 663 nucleotides. Lineage: Eukaryota; Viridiplantae; Streptophyta; Magnoliopsida; Solanales; Convolvulaceae. The record is from the annotation of a GenBank genome assembly.